Molecule: messenger RNA, 591 nt
Organism: Paramecium sonneborni
Lineage: Eukaryota; Ciliophora; Oligohymenophorea; Peniculida; Parameciidae
Source: the annotation of a GenBank genome assembly
AUGUAAGAAUUAUCACUUAAUAAAAUAUAACAAGAAAUUCCUUAAAUUCGAUAUCGAAGACCAAAUUAUCAAAUUCCUAUUCUAAAUAGAAUUUCAAAUGAAAUCAAAUCUAUUCAAUUUCCAAACAAAACUAUAUUUCAAAAUAAACUCAACGAACAUAAAUAAAUAAAACCUUUAAAAUUUAUACCAUAUACUCCUAUAUCUCUAUAAUAAAUCAAAUAGAUACCGUAUAAGUAUUCCAAAAGAAUUACUUCUAAAAAGAUUAGUGAAUAAGAUCAUUUAGAUUUUGAAAGCUCCUCCAGAUAAUUAUAAUUGUUUUUAGAAUAAGAAAAAAACUAAUUAAAAUCUGAAAAAUACAUCUAGGCUUUACUUGAAUGUGUACGAAUGCCUUCUAUAAACACUGAAAUUUAUAAGAAUAAUAAAUAAACUAUUGAUAGUUUACUACAAUCAUAAAUUGGUUCUAGCGUCAGAAUGAAUACUUUAAAACCUCUUUUAUUUAAUAGAAAAAGAUCAAAAUCCUAUGAUAUCUUUGAUAAGAACUCAUAAUAGAAUUACGAUUCUCUCGACUUAUAACAACAUUAGAUCCUUUGA